Penicillium griseofulvum is the source of this 1506-nucleotide messenger RNA. Its product is annotated as CoA-acylating methylmalonate-semialdehyde dehydrogenase. Lineage: Eukaryota; Fungi; Ascomycota; Eurotiomycetes; Eurotiales; Aspergillaceae. The record is from RefSeq and is a predicted model, not a curated record. Gene Ontology annotation, molecular function: malonate-semialdehyde dehydrogenase (acetylating, [NAD(P)+]) activity; methylmalonate-semialdehyde dehydrogenase (acylating, NAD+) activity. Bases 1 to 1506 code for a protein of 501 amino acids. Gene Ontology annotation, cellular component: mitochondrion. Gene Ontology annotation, biological process: L-valine catabolic process; thymine catabolic process. The transcript is spliced from 3 exons.
AUGGCCCGUACCACCGCCGGCACUGCAUCAACGGGCUCAACAGUGCGCAUGUCGCAUGACCCUGUCACCUUUCCUACAGAUACUCCCAACUUCAUUGAUAACGAGUUUUUAUCCUCCAAGGCUACCAAGUGGAUUCCGCUCUGUGAUCCCGCAACGAACAACCUCAUCACCCGUGUCCCACAGUCCACUCCCGAGAAACUCUCCGCAGCACAGAUAAUGUUCCGCUUCACGCAUUUCAUCAAAGAAAACCACGACCGCCUAGCCGCUUCAAUCACUUUGGAACAAGGGAAAACCUUCAAGGAUGCCCGAGGAGACGUCCUACGUGGACUACAGGUGGCUGAAACAGCCUGUGGUAUUACUACCCAGCUCCCAGGAGAGGUUCUCGAAGUUGCUCGAGACAUGGAAACAAGAAGCUAUCGAGAACCUCUUGGUGUUGUCGCUGCUAUCUGUCCAUUCAACUUUCCCGCCAUGAUUCCUCUCUGGUGUAUUCCGAUUGCGGUUGUUACCGGAAACACGAUGAUAUUGAAGCCAUCGGAAAGAGACCCAGGUGCUGCUUUGAUUCUCGCCGAACUUGCCCGGGAGGCAGGUUUUCCUAAAGGAGUCUUGAACGUCGUGCAUGGGUCUGUGGAUAUCGUAAACUUCAUUCUUGAUGAGCCUGUUAUCCGCGCUAUUAGUUUUGUCGGUAGCAAUCGUGCUGGCGAGUACAUUUACGCCAGGGGUUCAGCCAAUGGGAAGCGUGUGCAGGCCAAUCUUGGUGCAAAGAAUCAUGCUGUGCUCCUGCCAGAUGCAGACAAAGGUGCCGCUCUAGAUGCUAUUGUGGGUGCUGCUUUCGGAGCUGCCGGGCAGCGGUGUAUGGCACUGAGCGUACUUGUUACUGUUGGUGAUAGUGCUAGUUGGAUACCUGGACUGGUUGAGAAAGCACGAGCUCUGGUAGUAUCCGCCGGUUUCGAGAAGAAUGCCGACGUCGGUCCGGUUAUCAGUCCCCAAAGCAAAGCUAGGAUUGAAUCUCUUAUCGCCAGUGCCGAAACUGACGGGGCCACAGUCGUCCUAGACGGCCGAGGGUACAAGCCAGAGAAAUACCAAAAUGGAAACUUCGUGGCGCCAACAGUGAUAACUAACGUCAAAACGAAUAUGAAAUGUUACAGAGAAGAGAUAUUUGGCCCUGUGCUGGUUUGUAUUUCUGUACAGACUCUCGAAGAAGCCAUUCAACUUCUUAACGCAAAUGAGUAUGGAAAUGGGGCAUGUCUUUUCACCAAGUCGGGCGUGUCCACUUCAUACUUCCAAAAGAAUGUUGAAGCAGGGCAAGUCGGUAUCAAUGUUCCGCUGCCUGUCCCGCUUCCCAUGUUCUCCUUCACUGGGAACAAGAAGAGCAUUGCAGGGGGAGGAGCAAACACAUUCUAUGGAAAGCCUGGAGUGGCAUUCUACACUCAGCAAAAGACGGUGACUAGUCUUUGGCGAGAGAAUGUCGAUGCUGGCAAACAGGUUGUCAUGCCAUCUCACCUGUGA